GCCGUUUAUUCGCGUAUACAGGGUGUUUGAUGCGUGUGUAUGUUUCUGUUUUGUAGAUCGUUCUUAUAUGAGAUUAACAGAAAAGGAAGAUGAAACAUUGCCCAUAGAUAUAGUUCUUCAAACUCUGUUAGCCUUUGCAGUUACCUGCUAUGGGAUAGUACAUAUCGCAGGAGAAUUUAAAGACAUGGAUGCCACUUCAGAACUAAAAAAUAAGACAUUUGACACAUUAAGGAACCAUCCGUCUUUUUAUGUAUUUAACCAUCGUGGUAGAGUAUUGUUCCAGUCCCCAGACACAGUGAAUUCUUCUUCAAACCAAGAUGCUUUGUCAUCCAGCUCAUCACUGAAAUUUCGAAAACUUGAACCUCUGCGCCGCUAAGACUUUUACAGAUUAUAAUAAUAAUCCAGGACACUGAGAUGUAAUAUUCAAGUCGGGGAUGUAAACACUUUUUUAAUUUCUGGAGCAGUAUUUAUAUUGAUCUUCCAGACUUUAUAAAGUAUAUAUAUAUAAACUAAGGACCUACUUUGUACACUGUUAAUGAAAAUGACUGAAUUGUGAAUUGGCAAUGCAGUGUAAAUUAUUCUACAGUUAUGCUGUGAAACACAUCUUCAAAAUUUCAGAUAUUAAACCAAGUUGCAGGUGACUUAACUUCAGUUAAAACAAAAAGCAAGCUAGUUUUUACUGCAAUUAAUGUUCUUUGACAAGAGAGAAUGUUCGAGUGCUAUUUAUUUUCUGUUUGCUUGCACUACAGUUUAUGGAACUCCUUCAGAAAUACUGUGUGCACUGCAUCACUUAACAGCAGAAAAAGGGGCAGUGUCUCCUCUUCCUAGAAUGCCUAGGAGACCUGCAUGGUGUAGGCACGGAAAGUCAAAAGAUUGCUUUCAUUUUUAUUUUUUUACAAUGCUGAAAAAUAGUCAUGUGAAGGAUUUGGGUUUUUUCCUAGUUUUUCAUUAUCACGUUAUUUUCUUGUUGCCCUCCUUCAUUUAAAUGCAAACUGUCCCAUGUUGCCCCACGUUGCCUGGGCUGUGGCUGUACAGUCGGUGCCUGUGUGGGGGAGGCAGCUCAUGUCUGAUCACGUAGAUAAUUUACCACGCUCAGCUCGUUUACCCACUGUAUUUAUGUUCUCUUUGGUUGUGAAUAUGGGAAUGUUCAUCAGAUGGCUGAAUGUGGUAUUGGCACCAGAUACAAGUUCCCUAGUCAUAUUCUAUGAAAAGUAUUUAAGUAUCAGUAAGAAAUACCCAUCCUGUCAGUGGUCCAGCGGCCGGGUUUGUUUGCUGGCACUAGCACAGUACAGGUAAUCAGCUGGUCACGGUACAGCUAUCCCCUUUUCCGCCAACAGCCUCUCAAUUUGAUCUCUUUUUUCCAGCUGAGCCCUUUGUUGAUUUAAGAUUACUGUCUUGAUUUCAUGUAUUAGGACAGAUGAUACAGUCCUUAACUCUUCCCAACAUCUAAAUUCUCAUCUGCCCUUAGGGGCUGAAUCAGUGCUAAAAUUUGUCUUGGUCUGGCAUUUCACCUACCUGAUAUAGCAGAGGGAUGGUAGUUUGAGAUACUGAUGGGGCCAACUAGAAUUUUGCCUAGUCCGAGGAUGUCUCACGCAGCCUUUUGUCCUAGCAUCUGUUUGGUUUUUUUUUUUAAACUGUUAAGAACUGUCAAAGGCAAGAAGCUUAGCAAAAAUACUGUGUAAAUCGAAGCCUCUUUUUCUAGCUCUGCCCAUCCUAUGGAGUGGGUGCCCCAGUGCUAGAGCAAUAUCUGUAGCUGCUGCUCUACAAUCACUCAAGCAUCUGGGUUUGGUUAGAAAGGGUUACUCUGCCAGCUGAGAGCAUCUGAGCUGCCAGAUUACUCCUAAAGUGUCCUGGUUCCCCCCUAGCUGGUAUCACAAAUCAGCUCCUGCCAGCUGCUGUCACCGAAGGCUGUAAAAAUAGUAAGUAUCAGGUCAGCUCUCCAUUGCGGACAGAGCUCUUCCCUUGGGGAAGAGGGCUGCUGUGCAGCAGCCGCUGCAUGGAGGAGAGGGUUGAACACUGGCCAGGUGACCUUGCGAGGCACAGAGGAGAGAACUAGCAAAGGGAGGGAGGAGCAAGGCAGGAGGUCAGUAACCACUGUACCAGACAUACUGCAACUGUGGUUGGCAGCUAGCCACUCGCAGAGGGUCUCUUAGAGCAGGGCUGCUCACCCCUCAUGUCUAAGAAGCCCCAUUUGUGUUACCAUAAGGCUACGUGGACCUGCCCGAGGCAGAGGUGCUGCUGUGGGAUGGGGUGAGCAGAGAACAUCGUCUGCUGCUCAGAGCGGGUCCUGCUACAACACACUGUUGGCUGCAUCAGGUCUCGUGACAAGUAGCCUUACUCCUCAGCAGCAAUGGUUAUAUCACAAAGCUGUACAAAUUAUUUUUUCUUAUUGAUCUUGCAAUGUCCAAUAAAAAUUGAUAUCCUUAAAA
Molecule: messenger RNA, 2429 nt
Organism: Athene cunicularia (burrowing owl)
Lineage: Eukaryota; Metazoa; Chordata; Aves; Strigiformes; Strigidae
Gene: MMGT1
Product: membrane magnesium transporter 1
Exons: 3
Coding region: 68-376 (102 amino acids)
Cellular component (GO): Golgi apparatus; early endosome; plasma membrane
Source: RefSeq, a predicted model, not a curated record